UAAUAUUUCAUUCAUCAUUUAACCGUCGAGCAGUACGCACGUACCACAGCGUCGCGAUUUUCGAAUUAAAACGAUCGUAAAAUAACACGCGAAUUUUAAAAUAAUUAAUUAGUGAGUGAGAGUGGAGCUCGAGCACUGUUGUGGAACAGCAGUUAUGUGUGCAUUAGUUGUAUGCUGAUUUCAUUAUUUUGAUCGCAGUUCUUUUGAGAAUGUUACAAGCAAAUAUUUGACUGUGGAUGCCUAACCAGCGAUGGCGUACUAUCGGUGUGGGCCGACAGCCAUCGGCAGCCGCGCCUCGUGGUCGGUGACCAGCCCGGUGGAGCCCAAGAGCUUCGAGCGGCCCCUCAGCGGCAACUAUGACAGGAUCUUCAACGCCUUCGAGAGGACCAACGCGUUCGAAUGCGUCAAGAGCACGUUCGAGGGGAAGGAGGAAAGGCACACAGGCAGCGGCGACGUGAUAGUGAACAGGAAGAUGAGCAGCAGCUUCGAGCGGGCGGACUGCGCGCUGGCCGCGCAGACGCCCAGCACGGACGACGAGGACUUCCGCGAGAAGGUGCUGUACUCGCAGGCGAGGCAGCUGUUCCCGCUGCAGGAGGACCUGGCUGAUUGGAUCAAUAAGACUAUUGGUAUAACAUACGUGACGGGUGAAAAUUUCUUGGAUGUUUUGGACAACGGUGCUGAGUUAUGCCAACUAGCUGCAGUCAUACACGACCGGGCUCGGGAAGCGCUGGACCAAGGACUUAUUGUGGGGCCGGUGCCAGCGAUCCGCGGGCGGUGCUGGCAGCGCGCGGCGCGGCGCAGCUUCUUCUCGCGAGACAAUGCUGAGAACUUCAUCACAUUCUGCCGGGAACUUGGUGUUCACGAGAAUUUGCUCUUCGAGAGUGAUGAUUUGGUGCUGCACCACCAGCCGCGGCAGGUAGUGCUGUGCCUGCUGGAGGUCGCUCGUCUUGCGACGCGGUUCGCGCUGGAGCCGCCCGGGCUGGUCGCGCUCGAGACGGAGAUCGCGCGCGAGGAGCGCGACGCGGGCCGCGACUGCAACGCGGCGUGCGCGCCCUGGCAGUUCCGGGACGCGCUGCCCCUGCAUACAUCUACAUCUGAAUCAAAACCCACCUCAGCAGAACCAAAUGACAGUGAGGGUUGCGUGGCGGACAGCGUGGAGGCGGAGAGCACGCGCAGCUCCGACUCCGACACCGACGUGCCGCUGAGACCCACCAACGAGCUCGACAAGCGGGUGCAGUCAAUAACACGUUUGCUGGAGCGCGGAUGCCGCUGCGGCGAGGAGAAGUGUUCACGCCUGCUCAAAGUGAAGAAAGUCGGCGAGGGACGGUAUAACAUCGCUGGCAGGAACGUCUUCAUCAGGCUACUGAAGGGCCGUCACAUGAUGGUGCGUGUGGGGGGCGGCUGGGACACGCUGGAGCACUUCCUGUCGCGCCACGAGCCCUGUCAGGUGCGACUCGUCACCAACGCGCGCCAGGCCCUCCUCCCCCUCACACCCCCCGCACCCCCACCACCUGCACCCGCACGCACGCCCCCCCACAGGACCUCCCCCUCCCCCUCCAAGGACUCAGUCUCGCCCGCUAGCAGCAAGGCCUCACUUAGCAAGGAGUCCUCUGCAGCUGGCCUCUCGCCCGCGCACAGCAAGACCUCCAUCAGCGGCAGUACCUCCCCUGUCGAGAAGACGAAACACAAAGAUGCAAGCAUAUCCCCCGCACAUAGCAAGAGCUCGAUCAGCGGCAAAUCUUCCCCUGUAGAAGGCAAACUGGUCAGACGCAAGACGAGCAACGGCAUCCCGCCACCAGAAAGGACUUCCACACCGAUCAAACCAGUUGUUGCAAGAAACAGAUCGGCAUUAACGUUACCGCUAAAUGAGCAGAAGACCAUACCUCGCUCCAGGAAGCAAUCUGCACCGGCCAGCUUCAGCACGCCCAGCACGCCCAUCAACCGUGCCACUGAGCAGAGGAAAUCCUUCAAUGCGCCCAAAAAGUCGCGCAGCAUGAGCCUCGCUACACAGAAAGACGACAAAAAGUUGUGCGGGACGGACAGGUUGAACCAGGCGAAAGCUCGCAAUGGGAGCGUUACCGGAGUGACUGAUGUGCCAAGAAAAACGCGCAGCCAGAGCCUCGCGUCGACGCCCAUUAAUGAGCCAAAAAAGACGCUAACCAACGGCUACGCUAAAACCACGCGCAGCAUGAGUCUCGCGACCACAAACGACUUCCCAAAACCGCUGAAGAAGAGCCAAUCGGUAACAAACACGCCGCUAACGCAGGCCGCUAUAGAGGAGAGUAUUAGAAGGUCUCUGGAAGCAAGUAUCGCGGACACGACAUCUCCGAAGAAGCCGUUCCUGCACAUAAAGGCGAAGUACCGCAGCCCGCCGCCGCGCGAGGUGCCGCCCAGAUAACGCGCCAUUCCAUUAGUCUUACACGCUGACGCUACAGCAGGUCCACAGGUCUCACUUCACGCACCGAGCUCGGGCUCGCGAGCGUUCUGUUCGGUUCGCGCUCGUUCGUUUAUGUUAUUAUUUGAUCUUUGUUGAGCGAUCUCGUUUUACAGCGAGCGACCGACUCUCCGCCCGGAGGCUAGUCAUAAUUAAUUUUAUUUUAAUUAUAAUUUAAUAAUUUCCGAUUGCAAUAAUUAUGUUAAGAAUUAUUUAUAAUUUCGAUGAUAAUUUAAUGUUAAGCUAUUGUUACGCGUCGCGUUACGCUUGUGAAUGUUCAAUUAGAUUUCUUAUUAUGUCUUAUGUAUAAUUAUAGAAAUUCGAUUAUCGCUUGAUGCCAAUUUGUAUUCGUCUCGCUUUUAUACUACUUAUAUUUGAAUUGUAGUUCCGAAGCUUCUCGGAUCGAAGCGUUCUCACCGACCUCAAACGGUACAAAAUUGUUAUAAACCACACGAGUCUAUUUUCAUAUCGAACGGUACGGAUAUUUUUGCACCUAGAUAGAUAAACACUAGAUAGAUACGAACUAAUUAUAGACCCCACGAAUCGAUUUCUUCCAAUUUUGACUUAAGGACAAUUGAUGCGAAUUUUUCAAUCUUAUGAUCGAUAUUUACGAGUUGAAUAAAAUUUACAUUACAUUUUACACAGAGCUUAAAUAGAAUUAGUUUAGAGCGAAUUCCUUUGAAUCAUGUUACAUGAAUCUGACAUUCUCUUUUAC
Messenger RNA from Colias croceus (clouded yellow), 3149 nucleotides. It is a transcript of the gene gas2, whose product is annotated as GAS2-like protein 3. Gene Ontology annotation, molecular function: actin filament binding; microtubule binding; cytoskeletal adaptor activity. Bases 251 to 2398 code for a protein of 715 amino acids. Gene Ontology annotation, biological process: actin crosslink formation. Gene Ontology annotation, cellular component: actin filament. The transcript has 11 exons. The record is from RefSeq and is a predicted model, not a curated record. NCBI's taxonomy places the organism in Eukaryota, Metazoa, Arthropoda, Insecta, Lepidoptera, Pieridae.